GAGGCAGAAGUGGACUGCGGAGGACCUUGCCUUGGAGAGGCCUGGGCCUUAAAGAGACAGCGCUGCAGCCCCGAGCCAGUGAGGCUCUCCGGGCGGCAGGCACCCAGCCAGGCUCAGAGGCUCCUUUGCCCUCACCUUGCCAAAGCCUGAGCCGCCGCCUUCGGAGCCGGUCUCCUUGACAGCCGGCCCUCAGCCCCUGCAGCCACUCCUGGGCCUGACGGGGACAGGGCCAGCUGGUGGGUGGCGUCAGCGCCUGGGACGCAUCUGCAGAGCUCUGGCUGAGCGAGCGAGGAGCACGGCCAGCUUUGGGGCCGUGGUGACCGCAGUAGGGCAGAGGCCGCCUGUGAGUUCCAGCCCCAGCUGGACGUGCUCCUGCUUCCCUUGGGGCUCAGGAUCCUGGAGCCACUGCACAGAGUCUCUGGGUUUUGGGGACUUAGAGAAACCUCGGUCUCUUCUGCCGGCGUCUUUCCGGAUGCUGAUGGGGACUCGGUGACUUCAGCUACGCCGCGGACGACUACGACGCCGAGGGGCAUGAGGAGCAGAAGGGGCCCCCCGAGGGCUCAGAGGCCAUGCCCUACAUCGACGAGUCGCCCACCAUGUCCCCGCAGCUCAGCGCCCGCAGCCAGGCCGGCGGCGACCGCGUCUCCCCGACUCCGCCCGAGGGGCUGGCUCCUGGGGUGGAAGCAGGGAAGGGCCUGGAGAUGAGGAAGCUGGUUCUCUCGGGGUUCCUGGCCAGCGAAGAGAUCUACAUUAACCAGCUGGAAGCCCUGUUGCUGCCCAUGAAACCCCUGAAGGCCACAGCCACCACCUCCCAGCCCGUGCUCACCAUCCAGCAGAUCGAGACCAUCUUCUACAAGAUCCAGGACAUCUACGAAAUCCACAAGGAGUUCUACGACAGCCUGUGCCCCAAGGUGCAGCAGUGGGACAGCCAGGUCACCAUGGGCCACCUCUUCCAGAAGCUGGCCAGCCAGCUUGGUGUGUACAAAGCGUUUGUGGAUAACUACAAAGUCGCUCUGGAGACAGCUGAGAAGUGCAGCCAGUCCAACAACCAGUUCCAGAAGAUCUCAGAGGAGCUCAAGGUGAAAGGUCCCAAGGACUCGAAGGACAGCCACACCUCGGUCACCAUGGAAGCUCUGCUCUACAAGCCCAUUGACCGUGUCACCCGGAGCACCCUUGUCCUACACGAUCUGCUGAAGCACACGCCUGUGGACCACCCCGACUACCCGCUGCUGCAGGAUGCCCUUCGAAUCUCCCAGAACUUCCUGUCCAGCAUCAACGAGGACAUCGACCCCCGCCGGACUGCAGUCACCACCCCCAAGGGGGAGACGCGGCAGCUGGUGAAGGAUGGCUUCCUGGUGGAAGUGUCAGAGAGCUCCCGGAAGCUGCGGCACGUGUUCCUCUUCACGGAUGUCCUACUGUGUGCCAAGCUGAAGAAGACCUCUGCAGGGAAGCACCAGCAGUAUGACUGCAAGUGGUACAUCCCCCUGGCCGACCUGGUGUUUCCGUCCCCCGAGGAGUCUGAGGCCAGCCCCCAGGUGCAGCCCUUCCCAGACCAUGAGCUGGAGGACAUGAAGAUGAAGAUCUCCACCCUCAAGAGUGAAAUCCAGAAGGAGAAAGCCAACAAAGGCCAGAGCCGGGCCAUCGAGCGCCUAAAGAAGAAGAUGUUUGAGAACGAAUUCCUGCUGCUGCUCAACUCCCCCACAAUCCCCUUCAGGAUCCACAAUCGCAACGGAAAGAGUUACCUGUUCCUGCUGUCAUCGGACUACGAGAGGUCGGAGUGGAGAGAAGCGAUUCAGAAACUGCAGAAGAAGGAUCUCCAGGCCUUUGUCCUGAGCUCAGUGGAGCUCCAGGUGCUCACGGGAUCCUGUUUCAAGCUUAGGACUGUACACAACAUUCCUGUCACCAGCAAUAAAGAUGACGAUGAGUCUCCGGGACUCUACGGCUUCCUUCACGUCAUCGUCCACUCCGCCAAGGGAUUCAAGCAAUCAGCCAACCUGUACUGUACCCUGGAGGUGGAUUCCUUCGGCUAUUUUGUCAGCAAAGCCAAAACCAGGGUGUUCCGGGACACAGCAGAGCCCAAGUGGGAUGAGGAGUUUGAGAUCGAGCUGGAGGGGUCUCAGUCCCUGAGGAUCCUGUGCUAUGAGAAGUGCUAUGACAAGAGCAAGGUCAACAAGGACAACAACGAGAUCGUGGACAAGAUCAUGGGCAAGGGGCAGAUCCAGCUGGACCCACAAACUGUGGAGACCAAGAACUGGCACACGGAUGUGAUUGAGAUGAACGGGAUCAAAGUGGAAUUCUCCAUGAAAUUCACCAGCCGGGAUAUGAGCCUGAAGAGGACCCCGUCCAAGAAGCAGACGGGUGUCUUUGGCGUGAAGAUCAGCGUGGUGACUAAGCGGGAGCGCUCCAAGGUCCCCUACAUCGUCCGGCAGUGUGUGGAGGAGGUGGAGAAGAGGGGCAUCGAGGAGGUUGGCAUUUACCGGAUAUCGGGUGUGGCCACGGACAUCCAGGCCCUGAAGGCCGUCUUUGAUGCCAAUAACAAGGAUAUCCUGCUCAUGCUCAGUGACAUGGACAUCAACGCCAUCGCCGGCACACUCAAGCUCUACUUCCGGGAACUGCCCGAGCCCCUCCUCACGGACCGACUGUACCCAGCCUUCAUGGAGGGCAUCGCCCUGUCCGACCCUGCUGCCAAGGAAAACUGCAUGAUGCACCUGCUGCGCUCCCUGCCCGACCCCAACCUCAUCACCUUCCUCUUCCUGCUGGAACACUUGAAAAGGGUUGCCGACAAGGAGCCCGUCAACAAAAUGUCGCUUCACAACCUGGCUACUGUGUUUGGACCCACGUUACUGAGGCCCUCGGAAGUGGAGAGCAAAGCACACCUCACCUCGGCGGCGGACAUCUGGUCCCACGAUGUCAUGGCACAGGUCCAGGUCCUCCUCUACUACCUGCAGCACCCCCCCAUCUCCUUCGCAGAACUCAAGCGGAACACACUGUACUUCUCCACUGACGUGUAGCCCGAGGCAGGGCGGCCGUGGGGCGGCUGAGCCAGCCCCUCCAGCCCGGGCCCAACUCAGACUUGAAGGACUGCAAUAGAAAACUCCCACACCCA
Molecule: messenger RNA, 3106 nt
Organism: Cebus imitator (Panamanian white-faced capuchin)
Lineage: Eukaryota; Metazoa; Chordata; Mammalia; Primates; Cebidae
Product: active breakpoint cluster region-related protein
Exons: 23
Coding region: 570-3011 (813 amino acids)
Biological process (GO): positive regulation of GTPase activity; intracellular signal transduction
Cellular component (GO): membrane
Molecular function (GO): guanyl-nucleotide exchange factor activity; GTPase activator activity
Source: RefSeq, a predicted model, not a curated record